CAAUUGUACUUGUAUAUUUAAACAAUCAAUACGUUUUCAAAUACAUUGUAUGUAUCAAACACAAUUUAUUUAAAGACAAUUUGGAUUUUUCAUUUACAUGAAAUAAAAGUUAUAAAAUUUAAGAUAUAUUUCAAAAAUAAAUUGUGUGACUAACAUUUAAAGGUUAAAAAAGGAAACAUGUCAAACGCGACAAUACGGCACGUUAAUGCUUUACCCAUGAAGUACGAAAUUCUGCGAGAAAUCAAACAUUGGAAACAGUCUUGUAGCGCGUGCAUUAAUGACAUCGCCUGUAACAUCGUGUCUCUGCGCGAGUCACGCGCAGACGUUAAGCGGGAAAUUCACGAGGCACGUGCUCGACUUGAGGAGAAAUUGAGAGAAUUAGAAGAGAAUUCGGAGAGACAGUUGGUUGCGGUUGUAACGGCUGAAGAAGAAAAGUUGAAGAAGUUUGUAAAGAAACUCUCAGAGCGACAAAAACGACUAGAAGUAACAGAAGCAGUGUUGAAAGAAAAUGUCGUUGGAUUCAAACUCAAGAGAGCACUUGAGGAAGGAAAGCAACAAGCUAUAGCAGCCAGGGAAACCAUUUUAGAAAUAAGAAAGUGCCACAUGGCAUCAGCCGUUGACUUCACACUGAAAGAGCAAUUGUGUGCCAUAGCAGAACAACUCGAUUCAUUAGGUAACCUAACUUUACACACACCAGUAGGUAAUCAAGUACACAAGCUGAAAGUUCAACAGAUCAACGGAACAGGUUCAAAUAUAUCAUCUAACGAAACGACCAUUGCAAAAGAUACAUUUCUUACAUCGGUUGAAGAAAACAGAUCCUCUUCAAUUGAAACAACAAUGCUAAAUGAUUUGGACUUCGUUCUUAAAAUGGAUACAAAGUAUGGCCAUGCCUUGAAGCCAUUCCUCGAUAGCAUAAAAGACAUGUCAAUUAAAUUUAAUAGUAACUAUAAGACGAAGAAUGGAAUCACGAAGAAUGGAAUCAAACGAUUGACAGCAAAAGAGACAAGACCACAACUGUUGAAUUGCGAGCAGAAACCCAAAUCCUCAUUACGCACUCAAAGCGCUGCGAAUGGAGAAGAAAGAAGCCAGAAGAUACACACGCGUCUGUCAAAGUCAGCUCGGGAAGAUGGUAGGACUGUAGGGGAAAAUGCUUGCCUUAAUGAUGUUGAAAUGCCGUACGUUCCGUUCGAAGAACAAGGUCCAGACUCCAAGCUUAUGAAGAAAAAACAAACGUCUGUGAGAUAUCAUGAAUUUGAUUUCAUUCGAGAAAUAACAGCGGUACAAGAUGACGCCAAAGUGGAAACUGAAAAUGGCUCAAAAACGUCACAGCCUGUUUUCUUAACAGAUGAAGUAAUAAAAGAUUUUAUAAGAACGACAAGCCCGGGAUCACAAAGUACAUCUAGUACAACAUUGAGCACUGUGAGCUACAAACCGUCAAACUCACUGGCAAGUGGACCAGUUUUCAUACCAUCUUCAGAACAACGGAAAUCGAAUUCCUUUUUCAAAUAUAUUGCUAGAUUCCACACAAAGAAGCAUCCAUACGAAACGGACCUUUGUCGCCUUGCAGGUAUUGUUGCCCUUGACAACGGCCAAGUCGUAGUUUCAGACAUAAAUCAUUUAAAGAUAAUGUUAUUUGGACCAGAUUUUACGUAUCUCGACUCGCUCGAGUGUCCUUCACCUUGUGGACUGACGCAGGUUUCAGAAGAUAUUGUCGCUGUGACCUUAUUUCACAAUAGAAAGGUCAUGCAGGUCAAGGUUCAUACAAUACAUCUAUCAAGGCAAAGAGAAUUCAACAUACCUUGUAAAGAGUCACUUUUCGCCGUCUCUUAUCAAGACGGACGGUAUUUUGUCCUAUGUUUCGCUGGUGAUAUCCAUAUUCUUGAUGACGACGGAAGACAAACGGCUAUCCUGGAGACGGGAAUAAACGCCGGAGAGGCUAGACACUUGGAUGUCGACAGGGAAUCAAAAUUUAUUUUUGUCAGCGGCCAUGAUCGGAUCAGCUGUUUCACUGAGUCAGGGGAGAAACUGUGGCAAUUUUCUAACAGCACAUACCAUAAACGAUUUACCCCAGGUGCUCUUAUACUGCACAACAACCGGCUGUUUGUCGCUGACUGGUCCAGCCAUAAGGUCAUAGAGCUAACCUUGGACGGGUCUCACGUGCGAGAUGUUGUCACUGACAAUAUAGAAUACCCGCAUGCUCUGGCAGUUCAAAGGUCACAGGGAAGGCUAUAUAUAACUCAAAGUAACUUCUUUAAACAAGAAGCAAGAAGCAGAAGCAUUAAAGUCUUCGAGAUAAAAUAGACAUAAGAAUUAAAUUUUGUAUAAAGCGUACAUUUCAGAAAAGUAUUAUACUUUGUGAAGAAUUUUAACUUUAAGAAGUUUAAAGACAUUUGUUGCCGCUAAAACUGAUUACAUACCGAGAUUAAACAAAUCGUACUUAAAAUACACAAGACAGUAAAUAAAUGAAACCUGACAUGCAAUUUAUGUCUCGUGCUUCAUGUCAAUAGUACGUCUGCUAUUCUCGGCUCCACGUGCUUAAUUAUUCUGUGUCACCAAACGGUGUGUUU
Messenger RNA from Ruditapes philippinarum (Manila clam), 2567 nucleotides. RefSeq lists its product as uncharacterized. The coding region runs from base 178 to 2301 and encodes 707 amino acids. Lineage: Eukaryota; Metazoa; Mollusca; Bivalvia; Venerida; Veneridae. The record is from RefSeq and is a predicted model, not a curated record. The transcript is spliced from 3 exons.